ACGGAUGGAACGCGAAAUUGACCGCUUUGCUUCCGGUUUACCGAUCUACAACUUCAGGCCGGAUAUCAAGCGCAUUUUGUGCCACGAGACCCAGGUACUUGUUGUUGUUGCGGAAACUGGAUCCGGCAAAAGCACCCAGAUCCCGCAGUAUCUCGCCCUGGAUGGCAUUGUGCCAGUCGAGAAAAAAAUUCUGUGUACACAACCGCGGAAAACAGCUGCCGAAGUACUAACAAGAAGAGUGGCACAUGAAACAUCGCUAGCUGGUUACAAUCACAUUGUGGGCCGUGUGCUGUCGGAUGAAGAGUAAGU
Gongylonema pulchrum is the source of this 309-nucleotide messenger RNA. The record is from the annotation of a GenBank genome assembly. Lineage: Eukaryota; Metazoa; Nematoda; Chromadorea; Rhabditida; Gongylonematidae.